CGUCAAACUACUUCAUAAAAGUACUCGUUUCUAUAUAAUCCCCUAAUUUCUCUAAGCAAAGUUAUGCCUUGGAACGACCAGUAUCUUACCAUUCAUUCAACUCAAGCAAUUGACUUUCACCCAUAAAUAUUUUCUCAUCAAAGUAAAAUGCCAUCAGUUAAGAGCACCAUUACUUUCUUGCUGAGCCAGGCUCUUCUCGCCACGGCCAGCCCAGUGGAGUUGGAGAAGCGUCAAUGCCCCGGAAUCCACGUUUUUGGCGCCCGUGAAACCACAGCACCACCAGGAUAUGGCUCUUCUGGUACUGUUGUGAACCUAAUUGUCAACUCUCAUCCCGGAACAACGGCCGAGGCCAUCAACUACCCAGCUUGCGGUGGUCAGAGCCAAUGCGGUGGUAUUAGCUAUGCUAACUCUGUGGUGGCUGGUAUCAAUGCUGUUGUCCAGGCAGUGAACAACUAUCACAACCAAUGCCCCAACACAAAGCUUGUGUUGGUUGGAUACUCGCAGGGUGGCCAAAUCAUGGAUGACGCGCUAUGUGGAGGAGGUGACCCUGGAAAUGGCUACCCAAACACCGCUGUCCCUCUCUCUGCGGGAGCAGUCAGUGCCAUCCGGGCCGCAAUCUUCAUGGGCGACCCUCGCUAUGUCCGCGGACUGGCGUACAAUGUUGGAUCUUGCCAAGCCCAGGGUUUUGCUGCUCGCCCUGCUGGCUUCGUUUGCCCCAGCGGAUCAAAGAUCAAGUCGUACUGCGAUGCUUCAGACCCCUACUGCUGCAACGGAAACAACGCAAACACUCACCAGGGUUAUGGUCAGGAGUAUGGACAGCAGGCUCUCUCCUUUGUCAACAGCAAACUUCAAUAACUAAGAGGAUGGUCGCAUCUGAAAACCGGGGUUUGCUUUGGGCCAGUCGGACAAUGGAAUGGAUGCAGUUGAGUAGCAAGAUGUUGCUCUUUAUUUCAUGCAUGCCUGGAGCAAUUGAUCUUGUGGCUACUAAAUGUAA
Messenger RNA from Trichoderma harzianum CBS 226.95, 994 nucleotides. Its product is annotated as carbohydrate esterase family 5 protein. The transcript is spliced from 3 exons. Lineage: Eukaryota; Fungi; Ascomycota; Sordariomycetes; Hypocreales; Hypocreaceae. The record is from RefSeq and is a predicted model, not a curated record. Gene Ontology annotation, molecular function: hydrolase activity. The coding region runs from base 148 to 855 and encodes 235 amino acids.